Molecule: messenger RNA, 468 nt
Organism: Effrenium voratum
Lineage: Eukaryota; Dinophyceae; Suessiales; Symbiodiniaceae
Source: the annotation of a GenBank genome assembly
AUGGUGAAGCCUGGAAGCGAACUAUACGACCUGCCACUCUACACAGUGCUGCCCAAUCGCGAGAUGCUUCUUGACACAGAGGGAAAGACAGUGUUCAGGAUUUGCACCUACCAGCCGGUUGAGGGCGGCACAGACGACCAGCCCAUUUGGAAGAACAUCGGCACUGAGGCGGAGCCACGGCCAGUGUGGCACCGUGAGUUCCGAAGGGACCUUCCCAGUGACCCGCUCCUGCACACAGAUGUCUACGAGGUUAAGGUCAAGGUCUUGUACCUCCCUGGCAUCCUGAAUUUGAAGGUGGUCAGCAUCCUCUCCCUGGUGUGGAACAACUGGGACAACAUGAAGGUCUUCUCCAAGAUGCCCAUCCGAGCAGUCAUUGCAGGCAUGUGGCAUCGCCACGUGGACUUGUGGCGUUUCUGCAUGUUCUGGCUGUUCUUGCUGCCGCUUGGCAUUGAAAGCAACAAGGCGUAA